AUGGCGGAUAUCAAGAAGAUCUUCACUGCGAAUGCUUGCCCGCCUGCUGGGCCUUAUUCCCAGGCCGUUGUCGCAGGCUCCCAGAUCUUCGUCUCAGGCCAGAUCCCAGCGAACAACAAGGGCGAGUUGAUCGAGGGCAGCAUCGCGGAUAAGACUCAGCAAUGCUGUGAGAACAUCAAGGGCAUUCUCGCUGAGGCUGGUGUAGGCCUGGACAGGGUCGUCAAGGUCAACGUCUUCCUCGACGACAUGGCGCACUUCGCUGAGAUGAACGGCGUCUUCGAGAAGUACUUUGCGCACAAGCCCGCGCGGAGCUGUGUCGCGGUCAAGCAGCUGCCCAAGGGCGUGCCAGUUGAAGUCGAGUGCAUUGCCUACUCUGGUACGAGCUCGAAGCUUUGA
Messenger RNA from Cucurbitaria berberidis CBS 394.84, 396 nucleotides. RefSeq names its product YjgF-like protein. The record is from RefSeq and is a predicted model, not a curated record. The transcript has 4 exons. Gene Ontology annotation, molecular function: deaminase activity. Gene Ontology annotation, cellular component: mitochondrion; cytosol. NCBI's taxonomy places the organism in Eukaryota, Fungi, Ascomycota, Dothideomycetes, Pleosporales, Cucurbitariaceae. Bases 1 to 396 code for a protein of 131 amino acids.